GGAGUUCUCCGGCUGGUGGGCCGGAGGCGCCCGGUUGGGCAGCGUCCCUCGGAGGGGCGGGGCCAGCGCCGGCCAGCCCGCCCCGCGCUCCUCCCGAGGUACUUGAGGCGGCGGCAAGGCCGGGAGUGAGUCAGACGCGCCGCUGUCAGCUGGCCAUCCCCGGCAAGUCCACGUCGCCGCCGCCGCCAUGGAGACCCCCCUCGGGCAGAAGCGCGGUCCCAGCAGCGGGCUCACCUCGACGCCGCGGUCGCCCGCGCGCAUUACCCGCCUGCAGGAGAAGGAGGACCUGCAGGAGCUGAACGACCGGCUCGCCGUCUACAUCGACAAGGUGCGCUCGCUGGAGUCGGAGAACGCGGGGCUGCGGCUGCGCGUCACCGAGUCGGAGGAGGAGGUCAGCCGCGAGGUGACCGGCAUCAAGGCGGCCUACCAGGCCGAGCUGGCCGACGCGCGCAAGACGCUCGACUCGGUGGCCAAGGAGCGCGCGCGGCUCCAGCUGGAGCUCACCAAGGUCCGCGAGGAGUUCAAGGAGCUCGAGGCCAGGGACACCAAGAAGAAAGGAGAACUGCUCACUGCCCAGGCCCGCCUGAAGGAUGUGGAGGCCUUGCUCAACUCCAAAGAGGCUGCGCUCACCACCGCCUUGGGGGAGAAGCGCAAUCUGGAGGGUGAAGUCCGCAACCUCAGAGGCCAGCUGGCCAAGUUGGAGGUGGCCUUGGCCGACGUCAAGAAGCAGCUUCAGGACGAAAUGCUGCAGCGGGUGGAUGUGGAGAACAGGCUGCAGACCCUGAAGGAGGAGCUGGACUUCCAGAAGAACAUCUACAGCGAGGAGCUCCGGGAGACCAAACGCCGCCACGAGACGCGCCUGGUGGAGAUCGACAGUGGGCAGCAGCGUGAUUUUGAGAGCAGGCUGGCCGAUGCGCUGCAAGACCUCCGCAGCCAGCAUGAAGCCCAGGUCAAUCUCUACAAAGACGAGCUGAAGAAGACCUACAUGGCCAAGCUGGAAAAUGCCAAGCAGUCGGCCGAGAGGAACAGCAGCAUGGCAGGGGCGGCUCACGAGGAGCUUCAGCAGACCCGGAUUCGCAUUGACAGCUUGUCCGCCCAGCUCAGCCAGCUGCAGAAGCAGCUGGCGGCCAAGGAGGCGAAGGUGCGGGACCUGGAGGACAUUCUGGCACGGGAGCACGAGACCAGCCGCCGCAUCCUGGCAGAUAAGGAGCGGGAGAUGGCCGAGAUGCGGGCCCGCAUGCAGCAGCAGCUAGACGAGUACCAAGAGCUGCUUGACAUCAAAUUGGCCUUAGAUAUGGAGAUCAACGCCUAUCGAAAAUUGCUGGAAGGCGAGGAGGAGAGGUUGCGCCUCUCCCCCAGCCCCUCCUCCCAGAAGAGCAGCUCGCACAUCCGUGUCACUUCUUCCGCCCAAAGCUCCACCAAGAAAAGGAAGCUGGCGGACAGCGAGAGCCACACCAGUUUCUCCCAGCAUGCCCGGACCAGAGGCCGUGUGGUCGUGGAGGAGGUGGAUCUGGAGGGCAAAUUUGUCCGGCUGAGGAACAAGUCCAAUGAGGACCAGCCCCUGGGAAACUGGCAGAUCAAGCGCCAGAAUGGAGAAGACACCCCCAUUUGCUACAGGUUCCCUCCCAAAUUCACCUUGAAGGCCGGCCAGCUGGUUACGAUCUGGGCUGCUGGCGCGGGGGUGUCCCAUAACCCCCCCACGGACAUGGUCUGGAAGAACCAAAGCUCAUGGGGCUCCGGCGACAGCUUGCGCACCGCCCUCCUCACCUCCAGCGGGGAGGAGGUGGCCAUGCGGAAGCUGGUGCGCUCAGUUAUGGAGAAUGACGGUGAUAAAAAGGAGGAUGAGGAUGGCAGCAGCCACGGCCAACAUCACCAUAGCUGCGGCAGCGGAGAUCCGGGCGAGUACAACCUGCGUUCCCGUUCGGUGGUGUGUGGCACAUGUGGGCGGCCAGCAGAGAAGUCAUCUGGGGGCACGAAUGUGUCUACCACCUCCUCUUCCUCCAGCCUGACCGUCACGCACGGCUACCGCAGUGGGGGCACCAGCCUCGGGGAGAGCCUCCUGCCCCAUUCCUACAUCCUGGGCAGCUCUAGCCCACGCCACCAGGAACCAUCCAAUUGUAGCCUCAUGUAGUUGUCCGAUGUUUCCUGCUUGAAGUCCCUCUCCUUUUGAUGUUAUAAAAUUUUCUAUAAACACAUUUGCAUAUCUAUACACAAUUUCUCUAUAUAUGUAUACACACACACUGAAGAUGCUUCAGGAGUUUUUUUCAAGAAGGGGGGAAAGGUCUUUUUUGUAUCACAAAAUUUUAAAAGGAGUCCUGCCAAAAAGAAAAGAAGAACUAUAAUUUUAAUAUUUUUCUUCUAGUACGGGAAAGCGUGCAAAUAGGCGUUAUGGAUACGGGUGUGUGUGUUUCCUUGAAUACCAAAGCUUUCUUUUUGAAAAACCAAAAAAAAAAACCUUUCAAAGUUUUUCUCCUCCUGGGUCAGUGUUUGUCAACCUCAUCAACUUUUAAGAGGGGUGGACUUCAACUCCCAGAAUUCCCUAGCCAGCCAACAUGUUGAAGUCCACCCAUCUUAAAGUUGACGAGGUUGAGAAACACUGCUCUGAGUUAAACUCUUUAAAUGCACUUAAAUCUCCCUGUGAGGGUGUUAACCACUAACUAACUAUGGUUAACUCCUUGCCUUGCUCCCCGGCAAUCCAUGCACUUGAGCGGAAGAGUCCAACUCUCUUGAAGACACUACAAGCCAAGAGUUGGCCUUUGUUUACAUUUUGAAAAUGGAAGGGACACUUUCAUGCUGAACCCAUUUUGGUUUGCAAUGAUACAUGGGGAAUGUCCCAUAUCGAACCUAGGGUUCUCAACCCUGGCAAGUUUAAGGUGGAUGGACUUCAACUCCCAGAAUACCCCAGCCAGUAUGGGCGACUGCGGCAUCCUGGGAGUUGAAGUCCACCCAUUUUAAAAUUGCCAAGAUUGAGAAACAUACAGUCCACUCCAGCCCAAAUCAGGUUGUUUAAUACCUGCAUUAAAACACUUUAAAACAUAAUAAUUCAAUAAUUAUCCUUAUUUUAGUCAGGUGUUUCAGAGAAGUCAUCUCUGGUUCCAUUCAGGAUGACUUUGUGCUUUUUAACAAAAUUCAAUUCUCCCUGCAAAAAAGCCGGCCCGCAGUCCAAACCGAUCCACGUGACGGCCUGCGCCACAGUUUUAGGCUGAAAUUAAGUUUACAGCCACUCUUUGCUUCAAGGAAUGUUUACCAGAAAGUUAGAAAGUGCCUUGUUUUCCAGUGUGGCCUUUCCCGUCCUCCCUUGGGAGAAGAGAAGCGCCUUUAGAUGCUUCUUGACCCGCUUCGCUUCGGUGGCAAUGCUGAUCUCUCCGCCCGGCCCCUCGCCCAACCCUACCAAUGGCGCACGGUGCCUGGGCAUGUCUAGAGUGCCUUGCCGUGGCAGGGGAUGUAGACGUGGGCUCCCCGUGUCCGGCAUAGGAACAGCGCCUGGGCUCCAGACAGCCUUCCAGGGCUCCAGAAUGGCGAGGAAUGACUUGAGAAAAGGGCCCCCAGUUCCCUGCUGGGGGAUCCAGUCCAGGGGGAGAGGCGGGUCUUUGGCCUGCAGCUCCUGCUUGAGACGGAGCCUCUGCCUUUUGGCCGUGGGGGGGGGGGAGAGGGAGGUGCCAGCUAUGCUUUCCAAAAGGGGCCCCACUCUGCUCCUGCAGGAGGACAGGUCCAGGUCUUCUCCUGGGCUUGGAGCCGAGGUCAGCAGUCCCGUUUGGUAGCUCCUGUAGGGGAAUGGAAACAUUAGCUUAAAGCUCUGCCGGCUGGGGAAUUCUGGGACUUGAAGUCCACCCUUCUUAAAGUUGCCCAGAUUGAGAACCCCCCCUUAAGGUAAUGUCCUUCAGCCGGAUGCUCCUCAGCUGUUGAUUGGUGGCUGGCCUCCUGACCCAGGAGUCCAGAGCGUCUCUCCCUUGGACACCUCCUGCCCCAGAGGAUCCGUUGGAGGGAUCCCUCCCCCACCAUCCUUUUGGAGGGGCUGUCCUGGGCCCUUCCCCCUUGAGAAUUUGCUGGGAAAAGCGAACCCUCUUGUGGGGAGGGACCUGGCGUCUCACAAAAGGAGGGCAGAUAAUGUCUCCCACUGGCCAGUUGCUGCUUUGGCUUCCUGGGAAGGAGGAGGAGCUGGAGCGCCCCGUGGAUGGCCUCUGCCCCCCCUUCCAGGUAUGUCCCAUGUGCCUGGUGGGGGCAAGCCUGAAGCCCCACCCCACCCCUGUCCAGAAAGUUGGCCCAGAAUAGACGGUUCUUUCUCUUUCUCCAGAGUAGGAAGCAGCUGCAAUUCUCCAACUUCUGCUCUUGCCUCCCAUGGGGGUCUCCCCGGCCCCCCUUUUGGGGCAGCCUCCUCUUUCUCCUGCCAUUCAUCCCUUCUGCCCUCGCAGAGAGACACCCUUCUGAGCGCUGCCUCUUUCCUCAGGAACGCUGGCAGGCUUGAGCACCCACGGCUGCUGUGGGGCGCCCUGCCUCCUUCGUGGGGACAGCAGCCUGCCUUUAAAUUGAGGGGCUGGGGAGGGGAGGAGGGGAGGGCACCAACCAAACAUAAAGCAGCCCACUGCUUGCUCCUGCCUGGUGCAGAUGCUUGCUGAUUGAGGGGGGGGGUUUCUUCUGUGCUCCACCUGGACCCAAGGCUUUGUCCUCUGCUUGCUCGCUCUUUCUCCGUCUUUCUGGGAAAGGGCACCACUGGGAGCAGCUCUUUGGAGAAGCCUCUCCUUUUAAUUUGGGGUGCUGUUAAUUUGGGGCGCUGUUGGGUGGGUCUGCCAAGGCCUGCUUUGCUGAUCUGAUGGCAAUUGUGCAGUAUUUCUGUAUUUUCUUAAACCAAUAUAGUUAUACAAAAAGA
Crotalus tigris (Tiger rattlesnake) is the source of this 4867-nucleotide messenger RNA. RefSeq names its product lamin A/C (gene LMNA). Lineage: Eukaryota; Metazoa; Chordata; Lepidosauria; Squamata; Viperidae. The transcript has 12 exons. Bases 188 to 2131 code for a protein of 647 amino acids. The record is from RefSeq and is a predicted model, not a curated record.